Molecule: messenger RNA, 1472 nt
Organism: Coffea arabica (coffee)
Lineage: Eukaryota; Viridiplantae; Streptophyta; Magnoliopsida; Gentianales; Rubiaceae
Product: GDSL esterase/lipase At1g74460
Molecular function (GO): hydrolase activity, acting on ester bonds
Source: RefSeq, a predicted model, not a curated record
CUUGGGAGUUGCAACUGCAUAUAUAAUCUAACGGCCCAGGAAUUCUAGUACUGCAACUGUUGAAAUUCAGGCCCGUUAGAUUCCCGCCGUUGUAACAGAAGGCAGGUAGAUGAAUUUAGGUUGGAAUCUUUAACCUCUUGUGUUGGUUCAGCAAACUAUCUCUACCCAUCUCCCAUUCUUGCCCUCUAAACAUUCCCUUUCCACCAAAUAUUGAUCCUCACCACUUUCCCAGUUGAACCCUCUUUUUUGUUGACUAUAAUUUCCACUACUUUUAAUUGCGAAGUUGUACGCAGCAUUUCUCUUGCUCGGCCUUAAAAAACCAAAAAGUUCAUGCAACAAUAUGAAGUUGUACGUAGCAUUUCUGGCAUCUCUAAUUCUUCUUCAAGUUGUCUUUUUCAAAGGAUAUGACUGCAAAGCUGUGCAAUUCAUCUUUGGGGACUCCCUUUCGGAUGUGGGCAACAACAACUUUCUAUCCAAGAGCCUUGCUAAGGCAAACCUUCCCUGGUAUGGUAUUGAUAUGGACAGCGGGCUGCCUAAUGGGAGGUUCUCUAAUGGCAGAACGGUUGCAGAUAUAGUAGGCGAUAAGAUGGGACUUCCAAGGCCUCCUGCAUUCAUGGAUCAAUCAUUAACUGAAGAUGUUAUCUUAGACAGUGGAGUGAAUUAUGCCUCUGGAGGUGGUGGGAUUCUGAAUGAGACGGGUUCUUUGUUUAUCCAGAGAAUUUGCUUCUACAAACAAAUCGAGUUGUUUCAAGGAACACAAGAACUGAUAAGGGCCAAACUUGGCGACACUGCAGCUGAAAAGUUUUUCCAGGAUGCUGUUUAUGUGGUAGCUUUGGGAAGCAAUGACUUCAUCAACAACUACUUGAUGCCAAUAAUUUACAACGAUGCUUCUACUUACAAUGACAAAACUUUUGUUCAGUAUUUGAUGCGUACAUUUCGAGAUCAACUUACGCUUCUGCACGGCUUAGGGGCAAGGAAAGUGAUGGUGUUUGGACUGGGACCAAUGGGUUGCAUCCCACUCCAAAGGGUUUUGAGUUCGUCUGGUGAAUGCCAGGACAGGACAAACAAAUUGGCCCAAAGCUUCAACCAACAAGCAGGCAAGCUUGUUGCAGAUUUGUCCAACAGCCUUCCAAAUGCGACCUAUCAUUUUGGAGAUGCUUAUGAUGUUGUCAACGAAGUCAUAAGUAAUCCAUCUAAAAAUGGGUUUUCGAACGCUGACUCGCCAUGCUGCUCAUUUGGGAAAAUCCGACCAGCUCUAACAUGUAUUCCGGUAUCAUCAUUGUGCAAGGACCGGAGCAAGUACGUGUUCUGGGAUGAGUACCACCCCUCAGACGCCGCUAAUGAGCUGAUCGCCAAUGAGCUCCUCAAAAAGCUCCCAUUCUUGACUCAAGCUUCAUCACCAGCCAUGCCACCAUCCUCAUCACGCUAGGAAUACAUUUUUGCACUUCUUCUCCUCUAAUUUUUUUUUUUUU